CGGAAAUCUUGAGGAAUUCGCCAGAACAGUGACGAACCGGAAAAACGGCAGUUUUUGCCGUGAAAGAUUAAAGCCAAAAUGCGAUUUACCCUGGUACUGCUAGGGUGCUUGUUUGUCGUUUCGGCGCUUGGGGAUCCUAUCAGAGCUAAGAAAGAAGCACCGAGUCCGCAGUAUGGUGCCCCGUCUGAUCAGUAUGGUCCUCCAGCAACUUCUUAUGGUGUACCGGAUGCAAACUUGGGAGCAGGAUUAGGGGACUCUUACGGAGCUCCCCCGCCAGUGCCCUCGGGAUCUUAUGGAGCUCCUGCUGACAGUUAUGGACCUCCGGCUCCCAGCUACGGAGCACCUUCACCUAGUUAUGGCGCUCCGACCUCUGAUCACGGAUCCUUUGGGGGAUCAGGAUCAUUCGAUGGGGGCUUUGGUGGGGGUUCUGGAGGCUUAGGACCUGUUUAUGGUGCUCCUGCACCUUCCUAUGGUGCUCCUGCACCAUCUUACGGAGUCCCAGCUCCUUCCUAUGGUCCUCCCGCGCCUGUUCACCAUGAGCCACACGGUGAAUACAAGAAGAAAUUAGUAUGGAAAGCCGAAUGGAAGCAAGAAUGGAAGACGGAAUCUAAAAUGACAUGGAAACAGGUAUGGAAGAAAAUUCAGGUACCAGUUUGGAAGGAGAUUCAAGUGCCAGCAUGGAAAGAGAUCAAGGUUCCUGCCUGGAAGAAAGUUCAAAAACCCAUCUGGAAAGAGAUCCAGGUUCCCAUCUGGAAAGAGGUACAGGUACCAGCUUGGAAAAAAGUUUGGAAGCCAAUCUGGAAGGAAAUUCAAGUCCCUAUAUGGAAGGAAAUCCAGGUACCAGACUGGAAGAAAAUUUGGGUACCCGAAUGGGUAAAGAUAGGAAUACCUGGCGAACAAUACGUCGGUAAGGAUCACGAGGGAUGGCAAUACACUAGCCAUGAUCUGUGGAAGAAAAAAUUAAUCUGGAAACCUGUCUGGAAGAAGAUUUGGAGAACCGAGAAGAAGCAGGCUUGGGCGACAGACAAGAAAUUGGAAUGGAAAGAAGAAUGGAAACAGAUCUGGAAAACGGAAAAGAAGCAGGCUUGGGUCCCUGACAAGAAACUCAUCUGGAAGGAGGAAUCUGUCCAAGUUUGGGUACCACAAAAGAAACAGAUCUGGGUCACGCAAAAGAAGCAAGUUUGGAAAGACGAGUGGAAGAGCAAAUGGGUGCCUGUCUGGAAAGAAAUUCAAGUACCAGCUUGGAAGAAGGUCUGGAAGCCAGUGUGGGAGAAAGUUUGGGUCCCUGCCGAACCCCAUCAUGAGGAACAUGGUUAUAAAUAAGUACAACAAUAUUCAAUUUACCAACAGUUCGAACGUGACAUACGCAUCAAGCUUCCAUUCGUAUCUCACCGUAUCAGAGGUCAUAGUAUUCCGGCCCUGCCACGUUAUAUCGCAACGCGAAUUUUCCUUGCUGGGAAAUUCUAUUUUAACAAUUAUACAUAUCUGUCAUGUACAUAUAUUUUCAGAGAUGCGAUAACAUGGAAAGUUUUACCAUCCAAUUUAUAUAUGCAUCAAAAUGUCAGCGGGGAAAUAACGAAAACUACCGGUAUCGUAACUGCUGGUAGUCCAAGAGCAACGCGAAUGACGUUCCGACGAAGCGUUCACCGGUCACGAUAGGUGCAUCUUGUAAAUAAUGUUAAUGAAUUUGAGGACGGGUCUCGAUCCGACUGUUAUUUUUGUACUAUUAUACCUAUUUGUUCAUUUUUUAAUAAAAUAAAGAUAUUUUACAAGAAAA
Cephus cinctus (wheat stem sawfly) is the source of this 1777-nucleotide messenger RNA. RefSeq lists its product as uncharacterized. Lineage: Eukaryota; Metazoa; Arthropoda; Insecta; Hymenoptera; Cephidae. The transcript is spliced from 3 exons. The record is from RefSeq and is a predicted model, not a curated record. Bases 79 to 1323 code for a protein of 414 amino acids.